AUGCCUGGCACAUCAUCAUCAGUUGGAGUGAACUUGGGUGGGUGCUCAUCUGACCCCCACACCGCCACCGGCUCAGCAGCAGAGCAUACACCGCAGCAAGAGUACCAACCUCCACCGGUUCAGCCACGAAGCGAGGACGUCGUUGAUCGACUCGUCCACGAAACCCCUUACGACCACCAAGCACACGCUUCGGCACAUAUCGCCACCUUCGCGGAUCAGUUCAGCGGCCCUGGUGGCUCAGACUGCAGCGGCGGAAACAAUACCGGCCACUAG
Molecule: messenger RNA, 273 nt
Organism: Anthostomella pinea
Lineage: Eukaryota; Fungi; Ascomycota; Sordariomycetes; Xylariales; Xylariaceae
Source: the annotation of a GenBank genome assembly